GCGCUAUCGUUUACUAGUAAUGCAAUUUGAACAAUACAAUUUUGAAAAACUUGUUCACUCCGUUCUUCUUCUUAUUCUUGAAUGUGGAUCAUCAAUUAAUCCGAUUGAAACUCCAAAAAAUGGAUUUAUCAGAAGACUGGAAAUCUGGAUUCCCAAUCGGAAUUGUUUUUGACCCACCUCUACUUCUCUCCGAUUCAGCCGGUCCUCUUUUCUUCAACCCAAAUCCAAAUUCUUUAACUCAGCUUUUCAACUCUCCGUUAUUUCCUCCUAUUCUAAACCCACCUCCAAAUCUUUCUUUAUCAAGAUUCAUCGCCACUUCAACUGCCCAUGAUGCUCCUAUCCCUGACUCUACUGCUUCCGCCAUUGCCUCCGUUUUCGGCCCUCAAUUCCAUGACGAAAUCGCUGAGACUUUGCUGGGUCAUAACCAUCUUCAAUUCCUUAAAAUCCCACUUCAAAAUGAUGUCCUUGUGUUUUUCUCAACUGGGCUUAACCAUGAUCAAGUGGGGUUUCUAUUACUUUCUGUCAAAGAUGGGAGCUUGUGUGCUGUCGGGGAUUCGAAAGGCGGCGUCUUUGUUGCUGAUAAAGAUUUGAACCAAAAGAUUGUCGGAAUUUUGGUGAACCCGGAUGGGGAUUUUGAAGGUAAUGCUUCUGUUAUUGGGUACUUGUUGGUUUUUACUACGUAUUCUGUGCAUUGGUUUUGUGUUAAGAGUGGUGAAAGGCCUGUUGUGAGUUAUGUUGGUGGCAAGGUUUUUAAGAGUUGCUCUGUGGUGGAUGCUUGUUGGAGCCCUCAUUUGAGUAAGGAGAGUGUGGUGUUGUUGGAGAACGGUCAGUUGUUUUUGUUUGAUUUGAAGUCUGAUCAGUCUGACUCGUAUUUUAGAGGUACUAUGUUGAAAGUAUUGUGGGAUGGUUCGGGUAAGUCUAGGAAUUGUAGGUGGCUGGGAUGUGAGUUCAGUUGGCAUCCUAGGAUUUUGAUUGUUGCGCGUUCGGAUGCUGUUUUUCUGGUUGAUUGGAGGUAUGAUGUCUUUAAAGUGACUAGUCUGGCGAAAAUUGAUAUGUUUGGUCGGUAUGCUCCGGCUGAGAAGGAAUUCCUAGCGUUUUCCAAAGCAGUUUCUGAUCAUUUUCAUUUUGUUUUGGCUUCUAACAACAUGCUAGUUCUAUGUGAUGUGCGCAAGCCAUUGAGGGCAGUGUUGCAAUGGGCUCAUGGUCUUGAUAAUCCAUGUUAUAUUGAUGUGUGUAGACUGUCUGAAUUAAGGUCGAACUCAAUAAACAAUGAGCAUGAAUGGGCAACUGAUUCUGGUUUUGGCAUUAUUUUAGGAUCAUUUUGGAAUUGCGAGUUUAGUCUGUUUUGCUACGGGCCAUCUCUGCCUGCUCGAAAAGGUUCAAUUGCUUUAGAAAUUUCAGAAAUUUCUAAAUCUUCCUAUGCAUGGGAGCUCCCUUCUGAUCUUUUGUUGUCAGGUAAUAAAUGUCGAUGUGGAAAUUGUCUUGUUAGAGAAGAGUUUCUAAAGGAUUCACUUCCUGAGUGGAUUGAUUGGCAGCAGAAGAAAGAGAGAAUUUUGGGCUUUGGAAUUUUAAGCAAAGAUCUCUCAUCGUUGCUUUUUGAGUCUGAUGAAUAUGGUGGAUUUACUUUGAUUAGAUUGAUGUCCUCAGGGAAGCUUGAAUUACAGAGAUACUAUGCAUCGUGGGAUUUGGUUACAAAGUUAGAAGAAGGUCAUAGAGAUCCAUUGUUGUGUAAUGAAGACAACUUGCUUUUCUCCUUGGAUAAUGAGAAAUACAGGUUUCCUAAAAUAUUUAAGUAUUUGAAGUUGGAUUACCUCUCUGCGUAUAUUAAUGGUAACCUUCUCCAAGCCUUGGACUUAAAUCUGAUAAAGACUUGCGAGGAUCCUCAACAAAAAGAAUCUUUUAGUAUAGAAUUUCACGAAAUACUGUGUGAGAAAUUAAAUACGUGCGGGUUCGGUAAGUUUAGAACUUUCCCUGCCAUUAAUGCUGUUUUUAACAACAUCAACUUGCCAACAAGCGUACAUGAGGUGGCUAUGAGUAGCAUGUGGGCAAGCUUGCCAAUGGAACUCUUACAACUUGCCUUUUCCAGCUACAAUGAAUUUCUUGAAGCUCUUUUGGACCAGAAGAAGGUUGCUUUAGAAUUUUUAGAUGUACCUGACAUACCCCAGUUACCUCCAUUUUUCUUAAGGAAGCCAUCAAGCCGAAGCAGUAAGUGGUCAAGUAAAGUACCACGCAGUGAGGUUCUUGUUGGGCCAGUUAUUCCUCUUCCUAUUUUGAUUACGCUUCAUGAAUUACGUAAUGGCUGCCCAAACUCACAGGAGGGAUUUAGUAGGUUCUCAUCAGAAAUUGAACUCAACAAUCAAUGCAAGGAAGUAAUGCAAGUGGCCAGAGUAAUGGCCAUGCCAGAUUCUACUAUUGAGCUUCGUGAUCAUGAUGAUGAUGAUGCUGUCUCGCUUGGCGAUGACAGAGAUGAUAUUUGGGCUGAUUCAGAAAAACCGAAGCCUUUAUGUUUAUAUCGCCCUGUUGCAGAACUGGGCUCUGUAGAAGGUCACAAAGAGAGCAAAUCCGUUCACAAGGAUGAUAAAUUUGGUUUCAUGUUAGCAAAAGUGCAUGCAAAAGACCCCAAAAACAACAAGAAGAUGGAAAGUAUGGGACAAGAAUUAUUUGAUGAUCUGUGUCCUAUUCACAUGAAAUUUGAUGCUGCAGACAUGGAGUUCAGCUCAAAGGAAAUGAAAGCUUAUAAUUCGUUGAAGAGGGAAUUCUCAAAAUGGCAAGAAGGAUUCAAACCAUUUCAGGGUUUUCGUGAUCGAUUUGAAAACUAAUUCUGAAAUCUUAGGCUUUGUUUGGUUAGUUUUGUUUUUAGACUUUUCUUAUUUCUUUUCUAUUUUUAGAAUAGAAGACGAUGUUUACUGACCUACAACAGAAAGACCUGUAUAGUAAAAACAAUGGAAUUUUGGCUUGUUUAUUUUAUCUGCAGCAAAAAUCAUGUGUUAAACAAACAAAGCCUUAGCAAGAAACAAAUUUGGUUUGUAUGGCACCUUUUUUUAAUUAUCUUGAGAAAGAAAUUCCAGUUUUGUGUGUUAACUUAUUUAUUUGUUGAUUAUUGGUUCUUUUCCCCUCAAUUUAUUGGAAAAUACAGGCAGCAAAAGGUCGGGAGAAGAAAUGGAAGUUUCCAAUUGACGGAGACUUUAUCAGAGUCAUUUUUGAUUGCUCAACGUGAUGCUUCCAAACAAAGGAUCUGCUAGAACUAGCAUUCUGGGAGAGAUCAAUAUUAACUUGGCAAGCUACAGGAAUUCAAGAACUGUUGUUCCUGUUUCAUUGCCUCUGAAAACAUGUAGCCAUGGGACUAUUUUACAAGUCAUUCAUCCAUCAAGUUUUUAUGAUAGGUUCCUGAUUUCACCGUAUUUGUGUUAUUGUUCUCUUAUAUUACUGCAGAAAUAUUACAUAGUUUUAAUCUUCAAUCUCACAUAUUUUAUUCAACUUGUUUAUUUUUGAAUAACUUCAUUGCAGCUUAAUCUGUGAUUGCAGACCUUUAGUUUGCACUCAUGGCUCCAACCUCAAUUUAUUAUUCUAAACCAAAUCCUAAGACUGUAAUCUUACUAUAUUCUCAUCUGAUGUUCUUCUUUUGGUUCAUUAUUUGAAAGAAUGAUGUUUAGUUGCAAAUUGAUCAUUAUGGUUUUGUUUUAGAAAAUAAAAAUAAUGGAUUUUCUUGUUUUUUUAAUUAUAUAUACCUUCUCAAGACGAACAAAUCAUGAAAGCAGACGACUGAUGAACGUUAUGCAGCUUUAUUUUCUUAAGGGGCAAGAAGAAUUGCUUCAGGGAUUUUGUGCUCAACUGCAUCUUCAGCAAAAUAUUGAUUUGAUUCAUAGUAUAACUGCUCGACUCACGGAUUAUAAAUCGGACAAAUAUGAAACAUGGUGGUUCUUCCUAACAAUGAGUACUUCUCGGUGAAUGGCUGAAACGCUUCUUUCUAUAGAGUUUCAGUUUCGGCAAUCUUCUGCUGUAGGCCUUUGGGCGUCUCGUCCAAACCUGUAGCUUUUCCUGUAAAAGGAACUCAUCCCAUUGGGGCCACAACACAAAACCUUCCUCCGCAGUGAACACGUAGACUCCGCAAUGUGGACGCCUUUCCUUGCAACUGCUACGGAUUUUAGAUAGCAUCGGAAAUUUGACAUAUAGCUUCAUGUGACGAGCGAAGACACAGGUAGCCUCGAAUAAUUCUUCUUCACGUUCUCCUUUGGUAUCAACAAUAUCUUGAUGGUUGAUCUCCUCCCCAUAGUCUCUUAGAAUGCAAGCAGAUUAUCAUUCAUUCUUUUUUGAUGAACGAUUAUCAUUCAUUCUUAAUGCUAAGUUUAUAUUUAUGUACGGAUUUGGCAGUAUUAAUUUAAUACAAUUUGAGUUGAAAAUGAA
Molecule: messenger RNA, 4404 nt
Organism: Mercurialis annua (annual mercury)
Lineage: Eukaryota; Viridiplantae; Streptophyta; Magnoliopsida; Malpighiales; Euphorbiaceae
Exons: 4
Coding region: 120-2819 (899 amino acids)
Biological process (GO): transcription by RNA polymerase I
Cellular component (GO): fibrillar center
Molecular function (GO): RNA polymerase I core promoter sequence-specific DNA binding
Source: RefSeq, a predicted model, not a curated record